Molecule: messenger RNA, 3699 nt
Organism: Rhodamnia argentea
Lineage: Eukaryota; Viridiplantae; Streptophyta; Magnoliopsida; Myrtales; Myrtaceae
Product: exportin-T
Exons: 14
Coding region: 302-3250 (982 amino acids)
Biological process (GO): tRNA re-export from nucleus
Cellular component (GO): cytoplasm; nuclear pore; nuclear matrix
Molecular function (GO): small GTPase binding; tRNA binding
Source: RefSeq, a predicted model, not a curated record
AGUCCUCCCAAGCACAAACCCUACUCUCUGCGCUCUGUUCCACUCCCACUCCAGCGCACAAUUUUGCCAUAAACCCUAAGUCCCGACACCCCCUCAAAUUCGAAGACGUCACUCAAUUGAUCUGAAUUUCGAUUAGGUAAAAGCACUCGAUCCGUCUCUACGCCUUCGUCUUCUCGCGCCAUUAAACGCCGGAAGUUGAAAUUUUCUGGGAUUUUUUUAGCUUAUAGCUCAAGUAAGAGGACAUCGAAGAGAACUUUUUUCACCGGUUGGUUAUGAAGUUGUGAGGGUUUUAUUUUUGGGAAUGGACGAUCUCGAGAGGGCGAUCAUUGUUAGUUUCGACCAAACGGGGGCUGUCGAUUCGGUGCUGAAAUCGCAGGCGAUCAAUUUCUGCCAACAAAUCAAGGAUGCCCCGACGAUAUGCAGGCUCUGUGUGGAGAAGCUGCGGUUUUGCCAGAUUGUUCAAGUCCAGUUCUGGUGUCUCCAGACUCUGCAUGAAGCCAUCCGUGUAAAGUACUCGUUGAUGAGCUCGGAAGAGAAGGAUUUGGUUAGAAAAUCAGUGUUUUCCAUCGCUUGUUGUGAUGAGGAAAGUGGCGGCAUUUUGGCGGGUCCUAUAUUUAUUAAGAAUAAGCUGGCCCAAGUGAUUGUCACUUUGAUUUACUUUGAGUACCCUUUAAUUUGGUCGUCUGUGUUUUUCGACUUUUUGGCCCACCUGAGCAAAGGGGGAGCUGUGAUCGACAUGUUCUGUCGCGUUUUAAAUGCUCUGGACGAUGAGUUAAUUAGUUUAGAUUACCCGCGGAGUAAUGAGGAAGUGGCUGUUGCUGCACAGGUUAAGGAUGCAAUGAGACAGCAGUGUGUGCCUCAGAUUGUCAGAGCAUGUUAUGACAUUCUGUCCAUGUAUAGAAAUUCUGAUAGCAAAAUAUGUGCCACUGUUUUAGAUACUCUGAGAAGGUACAUUUCCUGGAUUGAUAUCGGCUUGAUUGCUAAUGCUGUUUUCCUUCCCUUUUUGUUCGAGUUGAUGUUGUUUGAUGGGAUAUCAGAACAAUUCCGUGGGGCUGCAGCAGGAUGUAUGUUGGCUGUUGUUUCUAAACGGAUGGAUCCACAAUCAAAAUUGUCUCUGUUGAAGAAUGUUCAGAUAAGUCGUGUUUUUGGUUUGGUAUCUGACGACAGCAGCUCUGAGUUGGCAUCAAGAGUUGCUUCCCUGCUUACGGGAUAUGCUGUGGAAGUUCUGGAGUGCUCCAAACGGUUGACUGAGGAAACGAAACGAACUUCAUUUGAGCUCUUGGAUGAGGUAUUGCCCUCUGUUUUUUACGUAAUGCAAAAUUGUGAGGUUGAUACAGCAUUCAGCAUUGUGCAAUUCUUUUCGGGUUAUGUUUCUGCUAUGAAGAGCCUUUCUCUGUUGACGGAAAAACGACUUUAUCACGUGAGUCAAAUUUUGGAAGUGAUCCGUUCUCAGAUCCGUUACGAUCCUAUGUACCGGGAUAAUCUUGACACAUUGGACAAGAUUGGGAGAGAGGAAGAAGGUAGGAUGGUGGAGUACAGGAAAGACUUCUUUGUACUACUUCGAAGCAUUGGAAGAGUAGCACCUGAUAUUACCCAGGCAUUUAUUCGGAACUCAUUGGAUGCUGCUGUCACCUCUUCCGGUGGGAAUAUUGAAGAGGUGGAAGCUGCUCUUUCCCUUCUCUAUGCUCUUGGAGAGUCAUUAAGUGAGGAAACGAUUAGAAGUGGGAGAGGACUUUUGAGUGACUUGGUGCCUAUGCUUUUGGCAAGUAGAUUCGCAUGCCAUUCGAAUAGGAUUGUUGCACUUGUUUAUUUAGAUACCAUUGCAAGAUAUGCAAAGUUUGUCCAGGAAAAUAGCCAGUAUAUACCCAUGUUACUGGCUGCUUUUCUUGAUGAAAGAGGUAUACAUCACCCAAACAUCAAUGUGGGUCGAAGGGCAAGUUACCUAUUUAUGAGAGUCGUGAAGUCGUUGAAAUCAAAUCUUGUGCCCUUCAUAGAGACUAUACUGCAGAGCUUGCAAGAUACGGUAGCUCAAUUUACAAAUGUUGAUUAUUCCUCAAAAGCACUUUCUGGUACUGAAGAUGGCACUCACAUUUUUGAGGCAAUUGGUAUAUUGAUUGGGAUGGAAGAUGUGCCUCUGGAAAAGCAAUCUGGUUAUCUCUCUUCACUGCUGACUCCUCUUUGUCAUCAGGUUGAGGGCUUGCUGUUGAAUUCCGAAACACUGACUAUAGAAGAGGCACCGGGGAAAAUUGCCACCAUUCAGCAAGUUAUUAUGGCUAUAAAUGCCCUUAGUAAGGGCUUUAGCGAGCGCCUUGUGACAGCUAGUCGCCCUGCAAUUGGUCUCAUGUUCAAAAGGACAUUGGAUGUUCUCCUCCAAAUUCUUGUUGUAUAUCCAAAGAUAGAGCCUCUGCGAUCUAAGGUUAUGUCAUUCAUUCACCGCAUGGUGGAUACCCUUGGAGCAUCCGUUUUCCCUUAUCUUCCGAAGGCAUUGGAACAGUUGCUUGCUGAAAUUGAGCCUAAGGAGAUGGUUAGUUUUCUUGUGUUACUUAAUCAAAUAAUUUGUAAGUUCAACAACCUGGCACAUGAUGUACUCGAGGAGGUGUUUCCUGCCAUUGCCGGAAGGAUAUUCAGCAUCAUCCCAAGGGAAGCAAUUACAUCAGGCCCCGGCGCCAACACCGAGGAAAUCAGGGAAAUUCAAGAGCUUCAGCAAACUUUGUAUACCUUUCUCUAUGAUAUUGUUACACAUGAUCUUUCUUCAGUUUUCCUUUCGCCCAAAAGUCGCCAUUACUUGGAUCAAGUGAUGCAUUUGCUACUUUACACAGCUUGUAAUCAUAAGGACAUUCUUAUGAGAAAGGCAUGUGUGCAGAUCUUCAUCAGACUUAUUAAAGAUUGGUGCAGCAGGCCUCAUGAGGAAAAGGUACCUGGUUUUCAAAAGUUCAUGAUCGAGGUUUUUGCGACCAACUGUUGCUUGUACAGCGUACUCGACAGAUCUUUCGAGUUCCGAGAUGCAAAUACUCUCAUAUUGUUUGGAGAAAUUGUAUUGGCUCAGAAAAUCAUGUAUGAGAAGUUUGGAGAUGAUUUCCUCCUCAAUUUUCUAUCUAAAGUUUUUCUGACUACGCACUGCCCUCAACAUUUGGUGGAACAGUAUUGUCAAAAGUUGCAGGGCGGUGACAUAAAGUCUUUGAAAUCAUCCUACCGUUCCCUCAUCGAGAACUUAAGACAUCAACAGAAUGGAAGUCUUGUUUUCAGAUAGCAUAACCAUGGCUAGAGAUAUAGGUGACUUCUCAAAUCAUUUUUUGCAUGCACAGCCCUUAAUGUGGCAAUACAAUUUUGCCCGAGGUUGGAACUGAAUGUGGCUGUUCAUGAACCUGGUCCGGUUUUCAGUAACUGGAGAUGUUGUAUAUUGCGGCUUCUCUUCUUUGUAUAUAGCUUUUGCUGUGACAAGUCCAUGACAAUUGAGUUUGUACAUACACGGGAGCACUACCUGAAGAUCAAUUUCUUUGGCAAUUCUUUAUAUUUGGGGUCAAAUUCAAGUUUCUUGUAUCAAAUUCAUUCAGACUUAAUGAAAGAAAGAGAGUGAGCAUCUUUUGGUUCUCUGUCGAAAUCAUUGUAUGCUUUUAUCAGUGAUAAGAUCCUUGUUCCCCAGCUUAUUACUUUUUGGCAAUUCGCCACACACAGUGAAUCUACUUUAAUUGGAUGAAA